UUCUUCCUUCUCUCUCCUCUCACCAUAACUUCUUCAAUUUUCCUCUCUUCAAUUUCAAACUUAUUCUGCUCCAAUUGUUGCACAUAAUUCUUGCUCCUUCCUCUCUCUUGUCUUCUUCGUUCGUUUUUGUUGUGCAAUUGCGACAAUAGGGGGAGCUACGAUUCAAAUUAGGGAUAUCUCUCUGGUUCACAUGUUUGCUGCAUUGGCAAACCAGGUUGCUAUGGAAAAGCUCUCGGUUCUAAAGUCAAAGAUGGUUGUAUAUGCAAAUGGUCAUGCCAAAGAUAUUGAAGAGGGUCUUGAAUUGCUUCCGGGAGUUGAAUCUCUCCUCCAAGCCUUGUAAUCAAGAGAUGGUGUAGUUACUGGACUGCCAAAUGAUGUUGGAGCAGCAGAAUUUGGGGGAGAUUUGGCAAUAGGUGUUUACACUGGCAUCUUUGAGAAGAAAGAUCUGGAACAAGCUAGCAUUGGAGGAGCUGUCGUUCUUCAAAGUCUUUCUUCUUGUGAGAGCUUCUUAAAUUUGCUGGGUUUUUAAAUUUGGUUCCCUAAUUUUGUAUACUGGCAUUUUAGAUGAGUACUUCGUAUUAUUCUGCUGUACACCAUGCCAUGGUCUUUCUAAAUCCUAAACCUAUUAAAUCUAUAUGCUUAAGUGGGUGUACAAUUUUCAUGUCAUGCAAUAAAAUCACAUUGACUACCAUCCAAAUAUUUCAAUUAUUUUUAGCAAAAUGUUCAUGAAGUUUGGGAUGGACCAUUUUUUCCUUGGCUUGCACAAUGGCUAAUAUCGUACGUCUCAUUCUUUGCUCUUGCACCCCUUCUCUCCCCAGGAGCAAAAAAAGAAAGGAAGAAUAUUCAUGUCACAAUAUGCAAUUAUGCAAGGCUAUGGAUCGAAAAUGAGAGAGAUGGAGCAAGAGAAGAAGGAAAUCAAGAGAAUUCUGGUGACGUUUGACAUUGACGGAACCUUACUUCAAAGCGAUGGUUCCAACUCUAACCAUUUCCAUCGUGCUUUCUCCUAUGCUAUCCUGCAAGUCUUUGGAAUCCAUGGUACUAUCGACGUUAUUCAGCUUCAUGGUUCGACUGAUCGUGCAAUUCUCGUGAACACGCUUGUCCACUAUGGUAUACCAUCUGAGGCUGCUACAGAGAAGCUCCCAGUUUUGAUGUCAAAGAUGACAGAAUAUGUAAAAGCUCAUGCCAAAGACCUAGGAGAGGGUCUUGAAUUGCUUCCUGGUGUUGAAUCUCUUCUUCAAGCCUUAUCAUCAAUGGAUAAUGUACUCAUCGGAUUGGUUACUGGUAACUUGGAAGAGACGGCAUGGAUGAAAUUGGACUCCUUGGGUAUCAAGAAGUAUUUUAGUGUUCCGCGUUUUGGAGGAUUUGGGAGUGAUCACAUUGAUCGAGGUCACCUCAUCAAAAUUGCAGCUGAAAGGGCUGAAAAGCUUUAUCCUGGGAAAUUUGAUUCCCGAGUCCAUGUUGGAGACACCCCAAAUGAUAUUAUAGCAGCUGAAUCUGAGGGAGCUAUGGCAAUAGGAGUUUGCACUGGUGUUUUCGGAAAGGAGGAGCUGGAGCAAGUCAGCAAUGGAGGUGCGGUUAUUCUCCAAGAUCUUUGUGAUUAUAAAAACUUCUGUAGUUUGCUAGGUUUUUAAUUGGAGUAUUCUUGAUUAUGUAUAGCAUGGAUGAAACUAUUUUCCUGUCAUGCUUUAAAAUAACACAUGUUUGACUAUCAUUUCAAUAUUUCCUAAAUCUUAAUCUGAAUGCUCUUUAAAGCUUGGAAUCAGCCAUUUUUCGCCUAUCUUGGCUAUGUUUAUGUACCGUACUUUCAUUUCUA
Messenger RNA from Spinacia oleracea (spinach), 1813 nucleotides. RefSeq lists its product as uncharacterized. Bases 846 to 1631 code for a protein of 261 amino acids. Lineage: Eukaryota; Viridiplantae; Streptophyta; Magnoliopsida; Caryophyllales; Amaranthaceae. The record is from RefSeq and is a predicted model, not a curated record. The transcript has 9 exons.